AUGACCUCCUCUACGAGCCAUGCUCCCUUGAGGAUCUCCAAGCUCGCUGGCCGGUAUCUGAUCUUCGACAUAGACGACGUGAUGUACCUGCGUAGGAACCACAACAUGUGCUCAGUCUUCACGGGGACCACGCCGCAGAACCCCCAGCAGAACGUCUUCAUGGGCUUGCCUCUGGAGCUGAUGCCAGAAGAGGUCAAGGUACUGGUCGAUAAGCACGUAGCGUAUGUAGCUGACGACGCGGCAUUCCACCCAGCUCGACUCGCGUCGCUCGACGCGCCGUCCCGACAGGCCUACCUGCAAACGCUUAAGGACGAGGGCAGAGCGGCAUAUCAGGAGUUCGUGGACCAGCAACGGAGGAAACCCAAGCCAUCACAAGUAAAAGCAAAGAACAAGAAGUCGGAGCCCUCGUCUAGCACGGAAUCCCCUCGAAAGGGCACCGAAGACGAGGAGGAGGCCAGUCUCUUCGAUUCGUCCCCCGCGCCCACACCAGCAGACCCAACUCCCAAACCAGAAGCAGAGCCCGAGGGCUACGCAGUGACUCACACGACCAGCAGCCUCCUACUAACCCAGCAACCACCACAUCAACAACCCAUCACCAGCCCCAUACCCAGCCCAGCUAUCGAAGUCCCGGCCUCCUAUCCGCUGUACGCCCAUCUCCAACACAAGGGCUACUACAUGAUGCCCGGCCUGCGGUUCGGCUGCGACUACAACGUGUACCCCGGCGACCCGCUGCGCUUCCACAGCCACUUCCAGGCCACGCAUCACGGCUGGGAGGAGGAGAUCACAAUGCUUGACAUCGUGGCCGGAGGCCGGCUGGGCACUGGUGUGAAGAAGGGGUACUUGCUGGGCGGAGCCGUGUCUGAGACUCAUACGGAGCAUAUUGAUGGCAAUGACACAGGCAGGGGUGUGGAUAUCACUGCCAGCCACGGCAAAGGCGGUGAUGGCACAAUACCGCAUGUACGAACCUUCUGCAUAGAGUGGGCGGGGAUGUAG
Molecule: messenger RNA, 993 nt
Organism: Anthostomella pinea
Lineage: Eukaryota; Fungi; Ascomycota; Sordariomycetes; Xylariales; Xylariaceae
Source: the annotation of a GenBank genome assembly